Molecule: messenger RNA, 665 nt
Organism: Mastomys coucha (southern multimammate mouse)
Lineage: Eukaryota; Metazoa; Chordata; Mammalia; Rodentia; Muridae
Gene: Morn2
Product: MORN repeat containing 2
Exons: 5
Coding region: 307-546 (79 amino acids)
Source: RefSeq, a predicted model, not a curated record
GUUUGCUUCCGGGUGAGAGGUCGCCCGGUCGUCCCAGCAACCGAGGCCCGCACUGUCCUAGCGCCCAGCUCCCUCCAGCCUGCCAAGCUGGCGAGCCUAGGGGAAUCGCAGAGUCGCGAAAGCCUGUCCUACACGUCUCCCUCAACAUCAUCAGAAGUAUAUAAGAUAAAAUUCAUAUUUCCAAAUGGAGACACAUAUGAUGGUGACUGCACAAGAACUGCCUCUGGGAUCUGUGAAAGAAAUGGGACAGGCACCCACACCACACCUAACGGGACUGUCUACACAGGAAGCUGGAAAGAUGACAAGAUGAACGGCUUUGGAAGACUUGAACAUUUUUCGGGAGCUGUGUAUGAAGGACAGUUUAAGGACAACAUGUUUCAUGGACUGGGGACUUAUACAUUUCCAACUGGGGCAAAGUACACUGGAAAUUUCAAUGAAAAUAGGGUGGAAGGUGAGGGAGAAUACACUGACAUCCAAGGCCUGCAGUGGAGUGGUAACUUCCACUUCACAGCUGCCCCCGGCCUGAAACUGAAGCUCUACAUGUAGACCUGCUGCCUUAUUGCUGAGAUGUGGGCAGUGCAACUCCCCUUAGGCCAAGCAACUGAAUCUUCAGCUAAAGUGACCUGCCCUCCUCUGGAAGUCCAAUAAAGCUGUCAUGCACUUAU